Ricinus communis (castor bean) is the source of this 2181-nucleotide messenger RNA. RefSeq names its product glucan endo-1,3-beta-glucosidase 4-like. The transcript is spliced from 5 exons. Gene Ontology annotation, biological process: carbohydrate metabolic process. The record is from RefSeq and is a predicted model, not a curated record. NCBI's taxonomy places the organism in Eukaryota, Viridiplantae, Streptophyta, Magnoliopsida, Malpighiales, Euphorbiaceae. Gene Ontology annotation, molecular function: hydrolase activity, hydrolyzing O-glycosyl compounds. Bases 525 to 2015 code for a protein of 496 amino acids. Gene Ontology annotation, cellular component: plasma membrane.
UUUUUGAAGUUUUAUUAUCUGGGUUCUUUCCUCACUGUGAAAAUUGGGCUUCUUCACAAGGCACCAUGGUACAUCUGUCUAGUGGUUUGCUGAUCUGUUAUACUGAUUUCUUACUCUAGAAUGUGUUAGGUUAUUUGGAAGUUGCUACAUUGCUGUUGUGUUUAAGGUUAUUUGUGAAACCGCUAAGAUGGCAAGCUGUAGUUUCACCUCGCUGAAGUUUUAUCUGCUUGAAUUUACUAUACACCUUUUUCAUAUUUAACUAACUGGGCUUCUUUUGAUGGGUGAUUACCUUGUGGUCAUCGGAAUACAUCCUUGUCAUCUGGGUUUGACCUCUGUUGAAAGUUGAAGGCGAAAAUAAAUGAUGAAUGCUGUGGGUAUGACUCUUCCAUGAUGUUUUCUUAAAAUGGCUCUAUAGGCCUACUUAACUGCCUAUUGCUAGGACAUAUUUGAAGGAUAUAUUUGUGUUUAGAUUACAAUUCCAUAGUUCCAGCCAAGAGUGAAAAGGCAAGAGUCUGUUGGAUCGAAUGGUGCUCAAAAAAUGGCUUGGAGGUCUUCUUUUACUUCUAGUUGGAAUGAUCAGCAACACAGGAGGUGCAUUUAUAGGGAUAAACAUUGGAACAGAUGUUUCUAAUAUGCCACCAGCUUCAGAUGUGGUUGCAAUCCUUAAAACCAAUCAAAUUACUCAUGUGCGCCUCUAUGAUGCUGACGCUCACAUGUUAAAAGCCCUUGCAAACAGUGGAAUCGAAGUAAUGGUUGGUCUCACAAAUGAGGAAGUCCUAGGGAUUGGGGAAUCUCCAGCAGCAGCUGCAGCAUGGAUUAAUAAAAAUGUGGCAUCUUACUUACCUUCAACCAACAUUACAGCCAUUGCAGUUGGGAGUGAAGUUCUUACCUCAAUCCCAAAUGCUGCCCCUGUUCUUGUUCCUGCCAUGAAUUACCUUCAUAAAGCCCUAGUUGCUUCAAAUUUAAAUUUUCAGGUCAAAGUUUCAACUCCUCAAUCCAUGGACGUUAUCCCCAGACCUUUCCCCCCGUCAACUGCCACUUUUAAUUCAACAUGGAAUUCUACAAUGUACCAGCUCCUUCAAUUCUUGAAGAACACCAACUCAUAUUACAUGUUAAAUGCAUAUCCUUAUUAUGGAUACACUACUGGAAAUGGCAUCUUUCCAUUAGAUUAUGCUCUCUUCCAACCUCUUCCCUCGGUCAAGCAGAUUGUUGACCCCAACACACUUUCUCACUACAACAGCAUGUUUGAUGCUAUGGUGGAUGCAACCUAUUACGCCAUAGAUGCUUUCAAUAGUACUGGGAUCCCUAUUGUUGUUACAGAGACUGGCUGGCCUUGGCUUGGUGGAGCUAAUGAACCUGAUGCUACUGCUAACAAUGCUGAAACCUUCAAUAACAAUUUGAUCCGGCGUGUUCUAAAUGAUUCAGGCCCGCCUAGUCAGCCGACCAUACCCAUUAGCACAUACAUUUAUGAGUUGUUCAAUGAAGACAAGAGGCCAGGGCCUGUGUCAGAGAGAAACUGGGGUUUAUAUUUCACCAAUGGCACUGCAGUUUAUAGUCUUAGUUUGAGUGCUUCUGAUCGAAUUACUGGAAAUUCGUCUUCUGUGUUUUGUGUUGCUAAACAAAAUGCAGAUUCCGCAAAGUUGCAAGAAGGGCUGAACUGGGCUUGUGGGCAAGGUGGGGCUAACUGCACCGCUAUUCAAGAAGGGCGGCCAUGUUAUGCUCCUAACAACAUCCAGAAUCAUGCUUCUUAUGCAUAUAAUGAUUAUUAUCAAAAAAUGCAUAGCGCUGGUGGAACAUGCGACUUUGAUGGUAGUGCCACAACGACUACAGUUGAUCCUAGUUAUGGAUCCUGCAUCUUUACAGGAAGUUCAAACUCGAGCACAAGCGGGGGAAUUUUUCCGCCAGUGGCAUUCGGACCUAUAAGUCCGCAAGGAGGGAGUACAAGUUUGAGGUUCCAGGCUUCAAAAGUUCAAUCUCUACUAUCAGCAGCAUUUCUUGCUUUCAUAUUGAUUUGACCUCAAAGAUCCAUUCAAUUUUGCAUCUUAUUAGGUGGUUCAAACAAGUACAGAAGAUUAGUACUUGAACUAGAGAUGUCUAAGAUUUUAAUUAAUUACUGCCCCCAUUCAAGAAUAGGGAUUUGUUCAAAUGUUUUUGCCAUUUUAUCUGAAUCUUUUUUUAUUC